Anneissia japonica is the source of this 795-nucleotide messenger RNA. Its product is annotated as hyalin-like. Bases 1 to 795 code for a protein of 264 amino acids. NCBI's taxonomy places the organism in Eukaryota, Metazoa, Echinodermata, Crinoidea, Comatulida, Comatulidae. The record is from RefSeq and is a predicted model, not a curated record. The transcript has 4 exons.
AUGGAACCUCCAGUUUUAUAUAAUUGUCCAAAUGACACAGUUAUUGGAACAGAUACGGGCCUUGCAACUCGUAAUUACAGUUGGACAGCACCAACAGCUGACGAUAAUGCCGAUGAUAAUCCAUGGAUAUCCUCAAACAUCUAUUCACCUCACGUGUUUGAAAUUGGUGUGCACAACAUCACAUUUAAUGCUACUGAUGACUCUGCCAAUGUUGCAACUUGUAGCUUUACUGUAGAUGUCAGAGAUACGGAGCCUCCAUCAUUUAAUGGUACAUGCCCUUCCAGUCCAUUAGAGGUACCAACAGAUACUAGAGAUGACAGGCCGUUUGGUGAAAUGUUUGCAACUGUGACGUGGAAUAUACCAACAGCAAUUGACAAUGUGAAUGUGACGAUGAUUACUAACAGCAGUUAUCCUGGUCUUCAAGUGUAUUUCAAUUUGAGCUCUUUGUAUGAUCUGAAUGUAACAUAUAUUGCGUUUGAUGAAGCUGGAAAUAAAGAAUUGUGCAACUUUUUAGUGAAAGUCAUUGAUGUUGAAAAUCCCUUCUACUAUAACUGUGAUAACACAAGUGGUGCAGCUGAUGUUACCCUUUACACAUCUGUAGGUGUUGAUUAUGCACCAUAUUCUUGGUCACCACCCAUAUCAGGUGACAACAUUGAAAUUGAUGCAGCUAGGUCAUCAACAAAUAUGUCACCAGGUCAAGACUUCAGUAUAGGUGUCACUGAUGUUGUUGAUUUAAUAUAUGAUACAUCUGGCAACAAAGCUAGUUGUAAUUUUACAGUUACUGUUAUAGUCUAA